AUGGGAAGAAACCAGCAAUUAUUGAUUUACGCAUUUAGUUUAACGAAGGGUUGGGACGAUGAAGUUUGCGAUGAAAAUUUAAAGCGUGAACUUCAAGAGGUUUAUGAUGAGGUUGUAAAGUGCGAUCCAGCUUACGGUGAUUGGGCUGUACAUAGUGACGAGGGGAAUGUGUGGGUUGAUGCAAGUUUUUUGGCAAGUGGUGCGGUUAUUCAAGUUGGUAAAACUACUGAAGAAGAUGCAACAUGGCUACGAAAAGAAAUGUCUGAGGAUCACAUAAACAUGGCGGAGCUGGAUGCUGUAAUGCGAGGAAUGAAUAUGGCUUUGACGUGGAAAUUAAAGAAAGUAACUAUCUUUACAGAUUCCGCGACAGUGUUCCACUGGGUCUCUGACACUCUCAGUGGUAAUUCAAGAUUGAAAUCAAAAGCAAUGGGAGAAAUGUUGAUUCGAAGAAGAUUAAGCGUUCUCCAACAAAGUAUUGAAGAAUAUGGUAUUAAUGUGAAUGCUAAGCAUUCGAGUAAUUUAGUUGGAGCAGUAUUUGCAGAGACUGAAUCCAUUUCUAGCAUACACAAGAGAAUUGAACACUUUGGAGUGAAUCGCACUCUAAACUUUGUUCGUAAAGUAAUUCCAACCGCUACUGAAAAUGACGUUAGAGAGGUAAUUAAAAAUUGCGAACCAUGUCAGUCAAUAGAUCCAGCACCUGUACAAUGGGAGAAGGGAAAAUUGAGCGUUAAAGAAAAUUGGGAAAGAGUGGCCAUGGAUAUCAGGCAUUUUGGCACAGAAAAGUUUUUAACUCUGGUUGAUUGCGGACCUUCAAGAUACGCAUUGUGGCGACAACUUUCAAGUUCAUACGGAAGUAUUGCCAUUACUCGAAUAUCGAAUUUUGACAGAUAA
This is a messenger RNA of Hydra vulgaris (swiftwater hydra), 891 nucleotides long. RefSeq lists its product as uncharacterized. Gene Ontology annotation, molecular function: nucleic acid binding; RNA-DNA hybrid ribonuclease activity. The record is from RefSeq and is a predicted model, not a curated record. NCBI's taxonomy places the organism in Eukaryota, Metazoa, Cnidaria, Hydrozoa, Anthoathecata, Hydridae.